This is a messenger RNA of Striga hermonthica, 978 nucleotides long. NCBI's taxonomy places the organism in Eukaryota, Viridiplantae, Streptophyta, Magnoliopsida, Lamiales, Orobanchaceae. The record is from the annotation of a GenBank genome assembly.
AUGCAGCCACCACCUGCUCCACGCGUGAGGAGCAAAAUGGACUCUUUGCUUUUCAUGCCAGAUUCUAUCAAAACUGCUACGGUGGAAGAACAUGUUGUGAAUGAGCAAGCUUCAUCUGUAGCUCAAACGCAAAAAAGAAAGCCAGGCAUGGAAACAGCUGACAAGGAAAUUCAGGACGAAGUGGAGAUUGAAAAUGUCGAGAGGCCUGUUGAUCUCUAUAAAGCUAUUUUUUCUGAUUCAGAUGAUGAAGAGGAGACGACUACAUCCGAGCAAGUGGAAGACACACAAAAGAAGAUUGAAGUUGCGAACACCACUCUGAAUCGUUUAAUGGCUGGAGACUUUUUAGAGUCAUUGGGGAAAGAACUAGGUUUAAUGGUCCCUCCUGAGAAAAAACCCCUGCCAGAAAAUAAAACUGUUCGAAAAGAAAAUAUCAAUGUCGAUGGAGAAAGUAGCCACUUUUCAAUGUCUGAGAAAAUGUUGGCUGCCCCAAAUUUCGCAGGAAGUUUGACAAAUGUUGAAAAAACAGUUUACACAGCAGCAGAUGAUUUAUCAAGUCCUCAAGUAGGUUCAAACACUGUUGCGUUUCCCAAAACGGGCAUGCAAAAACAUGACAGUAAAGAAAAUCUGAAGAUUUCCCGGGACGAAAAAUACGUUGAUUACUCUCAUAAAACUCGGAAGAGCAACGGUUGGAGUAGCAGUUCUUCUGACGAUGAAAGAGGGAGAAAAAAAUCGAGAAGCCAUGGGCGUAAAAGCAGAAAUUCAGGAAGUGAUACUUCAAAUGAGUCGAGUGAUUAUCGAGAUAGACACCGUUCGAAGUCGAGAAGAAAAGAAAAGGGGAGCUUUCGUGAAAAGAGUAGCAGCAAGAGACAUUCGAAGCAUCACAAACACAGAAGAAAGGACUCUCCCAGUCGAUCACAUCGAGGGUCCGGAAAAGAACAUGAAAGUCGGAAAAAGAAGAAGAGUAAAUAUGACAAAUGA